Messenger RNA from Eutrema salsugineum, 1493 nucleotides. RefSeq names its product polyadenylate-binding protein-interacting protein 12. Bases 95 to 1120 code for a protein of 341 amino acids. Gene Ontology annotation, molecular function: RNA binding. NCBI's taxonomy places the organism in Eukaryota, Viridiplantae, Streptophyta, Magnoliopsida, Brassicales, Brassicaceae. The transcript is spliced from 9 exons. The record is from RefSeq and is a predicted model, not a curated record.
UUUUGUUCCUUCAAUUCGUGUUACUUGAUCGUGAGUUCCCCGAAAAAUCCGAUUUUUGUUUCUGGGUAUUUUGCGAUUUACCGAAUCUUUGAUCAUGGCGGUCGUUGAGAGCGUUGGAGCUGAUACGGAAGCUAGUAUGAUCUCGCCGUCGCCGCCGUCUUCCGUCACCAGUCAAGAAUCAGGAGGCUCUUCUAACAACGAUCACGGUGAAAAUGGAACUCACGGUGAGAUCGGAUCACACCUGGCGAGAUCCGACGAUGGAGAGAGCUUCAAGCGUGAGAUGAGAGAGCUCCACGAGCUUUUGUCAAAGCUUAAUCCCAUGGCUGAAGAGUUUGUUCCUCCUUCACUGAAUAAGCAAGCGGCUAACGGUUUUAACGGCGUUAACGGUGGUUUCUUCCCCGUCGGUUUCUCUUUAUUUCGUGAAAAUGGCUUUGGUGCUGCUGGAUAUUUCCCCGGCAACGAGGACGGCGGUUUUCGACGGAAGAAGUCGUUCGGACCACAAGGGAAAAGGAAGAUGAAUCCGCGGACAAGUAUGGCUCAGCGUGAAGAGAUCAUUCGAAGAACUGUCUAUGUGUCUGAUAUUGACCAACAGGUCACUGAGGAGCAGCUUGCUGGUUUGUUUAUCGGCUUUGGACAGGUUGUUGACUGUCGCAUCUGCGGUGACCCCAACUCAGUACUUCGGUUUGCUUUCAUCGAGUUCACCGAUGAAGUGGGUGCAAAAGCUGCGUUGAAUUUGUCCGGGACGAUGCUGGGAUUUUAUCCUGUGAAAGUUAUGCCGUCUAAAACAGCUAUUGCGCCGGUUAACCCGACAUUUUUGCCAAGGACUGAAGAUGAGCGUGAGAUGUGUGCGAGAACUAUCUACUGCACUAAUAUCGACAAGAAGGUCACUCAAUCAGAGAUAAAGCUCUUUUUCGAGGCUGUGUGUGGAGAAGUGUACCGUCUCAGGCUGCUCGGAGAUUAUCAUCAUCCAACUAGAAUCGGUUUCGUUGAGUUUGUCAUGGCUGAAAGCGCAAUAGCUGCUCUCAACUGCAGUGGCGUUCUUCUUGGUUCUUUACCGAUAAGGGUGAGUCCCUCAAAGACACCUGUUCGUUCCCGUGCUCUCCCGCGACAAAUGCAUUGACAGUAGAGUUGCUACAAGUUUAUAUAUAUAUAAAUCUCUGCUCUUCACAGACAUGUAAAGAUGUUUGUCUGAAAACUCUUGGUCUUUUGUUUCCUCGUAUGUAAUGCUUGGAGGCUUGAUGAAGCUUCUGUUGCCUUUUGCUUUUGGAAUCUUUUGGGUAAAUCUCUUAGGGAGUUCUUUUUUCGGUUUUUUUUUUCUUUUAGAGAAAAAGGUUACUACAGAGCAGAAGAGAAAAACUGUGAGAGAGGCUUUUGAAGAUUCUCUGUUUAAUGGGCGUUUUUUUGGUUAUUUAUAUUCCUACCUCUGGAGUUAGUACAAACUUGUUUUGGUUCGUAAAUGUUUUUACCUUUUAUAUUUACGCCCCUCUAUCAAA